AUGUCAACCCAAGUGCAAUCAUUGCCGCUGACGACCAGCAGUGCGAACGGUGCAGCAACCACUUACGUAGUUCCAACGUCGGCCAAUUCGUUGAUCGACGAUCAAUCAGACACUCGUUCCUCGGAAUGCCUGAACUAUAUGCAGACAAACGAAAACGGCACAGUUGGGGGGGAGAAUCAAACCAAUCUGAUUGUGAACUAUUUGCCACAAACCAUGUCUCAAGAGGAAAUGCGAGUGCUGUUUGCGAAAAUCGGCAAACUGGCCAGCUGUAAACUGAUUCGAGAUCGCACAACAGGACAAAGUCUGGGUUACGGAUUUGUGAACUACGUCAAGGCUGAAGAUGCAGAACGUGCAAUUAAGUUGCUCAACAGAACGCGUGUACAGAAUAAAACAAUCAAGGUGUCUUUGGCCCGACCGAGCUGUGAAUCAAUCAAGGGAGCCAAUUUGUACAUAUGCGGUCUGCCAAAGACAAUGACAGAAAAUGAAUUGGAAAAGCUUUUCGAACAAUGCGGUAAAAUAAUCACAUCAAGGAUUCUGUGCGAUAGCACUACAAAUCAAUCCAAAGGAGUGGGUUUUAUUCGGUUUGAUCAGAGACAUGAAGCUGAAUUGGCCAUUCAACAGUUCAACGGCUACCGAAUACGUGGUUCCGCGGACACACCACUCAUUGUGAAAUUUGCCAAUUUGCCCACUUCCGUCAAGAAUUCGACUACAACCGGCUCCGUUUUGUCCUCUGCCACUAAUGUGGGCGCCCCGGCGCUGACCACAGGACUACAUGCCCAUUUAUUGACUGAUCCGCUAUCAGCUUCUUUGCCACUGUUUCCAAAUCUACUCGAGUUAGGUCGCAUAGGCAUUCCUCAACAAAGUGCUGUGCAUUCCAAUUUAUCUUCUGUCCCCUGUGCAUCAAACAACGUGGACCUUUUGGCCAUGGUUACUGCAGUACAACAAGCGAGAAACUUAGCCUCGCUGGCACCAAGUUCCGUUAAGUCGCUGAGGAAAACCGGUGGUCCCGUGCAUGCAUCAGCAACACAUCGACUGCGGUUUAACCCGCUAGAUGGUUGCGCUGUCCCCGUUCAUUACAAUCCCUUGGAGUCAUCAUCUCAGUUGGGAUCCGUACAAAGUUUGACAUCGUCACCCGCGGCUGCAGCUGGAUUAAAGUUAAUCUCGAAGUACUCCGACACAGAUAAUUCACCCAACAUUUCAAUGGCUGCCGCAUUGGCGUCCAUCAGUGCUCGAAAUCAGCUCAUCUCCCCGAUGAAUGGUCUCAAUCAACGAAUAACCUCAAAUGGAAGUGUUGUCUCCAUCCAGCUAAUCAAACCGAAUCGGAUAGGAUCGGAUGGUCGAACAGGAUUGGACAGUGCACGUCCCGUUACUGCUUUGGUAACCAUGUCCGAUACAGACCAGGCCAAAAUGGCCGUGCAUUAUUUGAAUGGGUAA
This is a messenger RNA of Echinostoma caproni, 1434 nucleotides long. The record is from the annotation of a GenBank genome assembly. NCBI's taxonomy places the organism in Eukaryota, Metazoa, Platyhelminthes, Trematoda, Plagiorchiida, Echinostomatidae.